Chelonoidis abingdonii (Abingdon island giant tortoise) is the source of this 1087-nucleotide messenger RNA. NCBI's taxonomy places the organism in Eukaryota, Metazoa, Chordata, Testudines, Testudinidae. The record is from RefSeq and is a predicted model, not a curated record.
CUAUUAUUAUUUACAAUGAGCUUAUUUUUUUUAACUUAUAGGAAUGAUCUUGCGGUAGACAAAACCAAAAGGAAAAAAAGAAGAGAACUGACUGAAGAACAGAAGCAAGAAAUUAAAGAUGCUUUUGAGUUGUUUGACACAGACAAAGAUAAAGCAAUAGAUUAUCAUGAAUUAAAGGUGGCAAUGAGAGCCUUGGGUUUUGAUGUAAAAAAAGCUGAUGUACUAAAAAUACUUAAAGAUUAUGAUAGAGAUGCAACAGGCAAAAUCACCUUUGAAGAUUUUAAUGAAGUUGUGACAGACUGGAUAUUGGACAGAGAUCCACAAGAAGAGAUACUCAAAGCAUUCAAAUUAUUUGAUGAUGACGACUCAGGUAAAAUAAGCUUGAGAAACCUGCGCCGUGUUGCUAGAGAACUGGGUGAAAACAUGUCUGAUGAAGAACUACGAGCUAUGAUUGAAGAAUUUGAUAAAGAUGGAGAUGGAGAAACGGAGGCUACUCAAAUCUACUGGUUCUGUCCUUGGAGAGCAGAAAUGGCAGUUGAAGUACAGCUCCAGAACAUCAUUCUCUGCUCUCUAACAGCUUCUGUGCUGGAGCUUCAUGAGUUGGGUGUGGCCCUGCCUGUGUAUGUACUGGAGGAGGCUUAAUGGCUUGGCUCAGCAAGACAGUCAAUCAGGAGGAGUUCAUUGCUAUUAUGACUGGAGACGUUUAAAGUUCAAGAAAAUGAACUCAACAACAAAAAGGGAGGAUUAUUGGCUGUUAACAUUGCAAUUGCUUUCUUAUGGUUCUAUUUAUUUCUGUAGCUGGACCCAUGCAAAAAAAUUACUUUUCUCAAAGGACCAAGAGAAACAUACGUUUUAUGUAUUGAUACUUCAGUAAUUUGUAACAUUAAUUUUUAGAGUAAACAGUGUUAAGUUUUUGAAAUGUUUAAGUAUUCAUUUGUAAAAUAGCUUUGUAUGAGAUUUCUAAAUUAAAUCAUAUUAUAAAAAUCUUUUGAAGUUUACUUUGUUAGCAGUAGCUGUGGCCUUAGUUUUGAUAUAUAAAGUUUUGACAAACUUCCAUUUUUAAUAAAAUGUUCUUUUAUUAUUGUUA